Molecule: messenger RNA, 1226 nt
Organism: Daktulosphaira vitifoliae (grape phylloxera)
Lineage: Eukaryota; Metazoa; Arthropoda; Insecta; Hemiptera; Phylloxeridae
Product: ELMO domain-containing protein 2
Exons: 1
Coding region: 38-1030 (330 amino acids)
Molecular function (GO): GTPase activator activity
Source: RefSeq, a predicted model, not a curated record
UACUGGUAAGUUAUCCAGAAUCAAAAAUAUUAUUAUAAUGAAAUUUAAGACAAAUCACAAUAUUAAUCACAAAUUAUCAGUAAUAAUGUGGUUUUAUUUGAUUUGGAGUUAUAUAUAUUGGUAUUUGAGGAAAGCAAUUAAAUGGUUCUUACGCAAAACUACUAAAUUUUGUGAACUUCAACGCAUAUGUUACUUGCAACCUGUUGGUAUGAGUAGAACUAGUAAAGUUGAAAUUUGUUUACGCAAUAGUAGUCGGCCUCAGAUCCGUGGAUUAUUGACUGUUUUGGAUGCUCGAGCUAUGGAUAAAAAUUUUUAUUCUGGUAGACUAAUUCUAGUACCAAAUGCAGUGUCUACAAUAGCACGUGUGAAAAGAAUUGACCAAUGUGAAUAUGAAAGAUUUUCUAGUUCUUUAGGACAAUGCGUUGAUAAUAUAUGGUCAUAUAUACAAUUAAUCGAAGAAAUUAAAGCAACAGCAGCCAUUAAAUAUGAUUGUUGUAAUGAUGUUCAUGAGAAAUCAUUAUUCCUAUUGUGGGAUGAAUUGAAACCAGAUGACCAAUUAGAAAAUAGAGUAACCAAGCAAUGGCAAGAUAUUGGUUUUCAAGGAGAUGAUCCUAAAACAGAUUUUCGUGGAAUGGGAAUAUUAGGUCUAGAUAACUUAGUUUACUUUGCAUCAAAAUACACUUAUUUAGCUAGAAUAGCUUUAUCCCACUCUAUGCAUCCAAUUCAUGGCUAUGCAUUUGCCAUUGUGGGUAUCAACUUAACUAAUAUGGCUUUAGAGUUGGUUGUUGAUGGUUCAGCAAAAACUCAUUUUUAUAAUAAACGUAAUGCUCCAGAAUAUGAAGACUUCAAUGAGUUCUACUGUUAUUUAUUUUGGGAGUUUGACAAAUUUUGGCUUAACGCAAAGCCUAAGGAUCUUAUGGAGUUCACUAUUCAUCGAGAGAACUUUGAGAAAGUUAUCAGAAAGAGGUUGAACAAGUAUGAUACAAUUUUUCAAAUUGAUGUUCCUACUAAUGAAACGACUGAAAAUUAAAUAAUUAGAAAUAUAUUUGACCUCAUAGCAAAUUGUAUUCAAAUUAUUUAUAAAUAAUAUUUAGUAUAAAUACCCUUGUUUCUAUUGUAAUUUCUAACUUGUUCAAAAAAAAGAUAUGAUUUAGUUAAGUAACUGAAAAGUUAAUAACAAAAAUCUGUAAGAUUUAGGUUGAUGAAAAAUAAUUUAUAUUUUAUAU